This is a messenger RNA of Mugil cephalus (flathead mullet), 1027 nucleotides long. It is a transcript of the gene fkbp3, whose product is annotated as FKBP prolyl isomerase 3. The record is from RefSeq and is a predicted model, not a curated record. The transcript is spliced from 7 exons. The coding region runs from base 52 to 717 and encodes 221 amino acids. Lineage: Eukaryota; Metazoa; Chordata; Actinopteri; Mugiliformes; Mugilidae. Gene Ontology annotation, molecular function: peptidyl-prolyl cis-trans isomerase activity.
CCUUUCAGUUUUGAUGUGAGGAGGUCAAAGUUCACCAGCUCGCCUCUCAAAAUGGCGGCUGAACCAACACGGGAGUGGAGCGAGGAGCAGCUCAAAAGUGAUGAUUUGCCCAAAAAAGACAUUAUAAAGUUCAUUCAGGACAAUGCAGCUCACUCGUUCCUCAAUGAGCACAAGCUGCUGGGAAACAUAAAAAACGUCGCCAAGACGGCAAAGAAAGAGCAACUGAUUGUUGCCUACAAUCAGCUCUUUGAGAGCAAAAGGUUUAAAGGCACGGAGCCCGUGGAAGAAGUGACAGAGCAGGUUAAAGCUGUGAAAAUAGACGAGAAACCCAAAGAAGUUAAGGCCGAAGUCGUGGAUGAGGGGCCUCCAAAGUUCACCAAGUCAGUGCUGAAGAAGGGCGACAAGACAAACUUCCCUAAGAAGGGUGAUAAUGUCAGCUGCUGGUACACGGGCACCUUGGAGGAUGGAACCGUCUUUGACACCAAUAUCCCUGCAUUGGCGAGAAAGAAGAGGCAGACUAAGCCACUGACCUUCAAAGUUGGUUUGGGCAGAGUCAUCAGAGGAUGGGACGAGGGACUUCUCACGAUGAGCAAGGGUGAAACGGCUCGAUUGGAGAUUGAACCAGAAUGGGCCUAUGGUAGGAAGGGCCUCCCUGACAGCAAAAUUCCACCCAAUGCCAAGCUGAUCUUUGAGGUUGAGCUGGUGGCUGUGGAUUAAGUGACAAACACUGGCCAGCAUGCACUACAUUUCAAGAGUAGACAGGCGUAUCUAAAGGCCUUGCUGUAAAGAUUGAAGUUAACAUGUCUCUUGGAUUGCAUUGCGCCCACUUCCCAGUUUUGUUUUUUGUUCCGUCAAACAAACCCGACUGGACCAACAGCGAUGACCAGUCAUUAAAGUGUUCUGAGUUUCCAAAAUGGGAUGGCUUGUCAAUAAUGUACAUAUCAGAGACCAUGAAACUAACUGAUGUUUUGUUCAGUUCUUUUGCAUGUACACUGUAAAUGAAAAAUAAACCUGUUCCAGUCACUGA